GUAAUAUGGAAAUCAGAUCACGUCACACAUCAGAAUCUUUCCAGGAUUAAAAGGAUAGGGGAAAUAAACAGAUAAGAUUUGAGAGAGUUGUGUUCAAGCAGUGAAAACAGAGCUACAGAAGAAACAGCAGCCUUCAGAUAUUUAGAUUACAGGUGUGCAGUGCUUCUGACCUGGCCUCAAGCUCAGGCUUACUGCCGAACACAUCACACAGACUUGGCCAGUGCUCUUAACAGUUCAGAUCACAACAUGUUAGUGCAGAUAAAGAAUAUCCAGGGUGAUUCCUGGAUUGGGCUCUACAGAGACACAUGGAAGUGGUCAGAUGGGACCAUUGCUACAUACAUCCCAUGGGCUCCUGGCCAACCUGAUAAUUCUGGAGGAAUUGAGAGUUGUGUAAUACUUUAUAAUGGACAGCUCAGUGAUGCACCCUGCCCCAGCAUGUUCAAUUACUUCUGUCACUCUGUCAUCAUGAGGAGUCAGACAGUGAGACUGCAGGUGAAGUCUGAUGGCAGUGUGUUUGAUCCUGCUGUGCAGUUGUCUAUUUUAGAGCAGAUGAAGCAGAAACUGAAAGAAAAAGGCAUGUUGGAGAACGCUACAGUGACCUGGAGGGUGCAGCCAGAUGGAAACAUCUUCCACAAGAUAAAUGAUGACCUUUAACAUUUAAAUGCUCACCUUCAAGUCAAGCAGGUUUAUUUAACCUACAAUGUUUAAGCUUUAAUCAGGAGGGGGAGUUAGAGGACAAAAUUAACCAGAAGUAGAUGAACACACAAUUUUUUUGCUUUGUUUAUAACACACCCACUUUGACUUUGUCACCAUGGAUUUAAAAUCAGUUUUAAAUGUUCUGUCAAAUAAUGAAUAAAGUCAAAGAGAGUCUGUUCAAAUACUGGGUUUAAUACAUCAGAAUAAUUCCUAUAUAGAAGAUAGAGAAUGUAAUAGAACCUGUAAAUACACUGUGUCUUCUUUGAACAGUUAGAUCUAAUGCACUUGUUACUAUUACUGUCAUUUUCUUUUUCUUUCGAUUUUAAAAUGUUUAAUUAUUUCUUGUGUUUGAUUCUAUUUUCUGUCUUUGUAAGCUAUUGGAAUAUACAUUAAUGUAAUCAAUAAGAAAAUUAAAACAUAAAGAGUCAGAAUUCUGUUAAACUAUUAGUAGGACCUAUCUGAGGAAUAUGUAGACUAGCUGAGCUUCAGAAGUGCUCACUUCAGUUCCCAACAUGUCCACUCUGACUGCUGGACAUUUGUAGCUUUGUCUGGAUCUAAUAAUUAUGGGCUCAACUGUAUGCCAGGAACAUGCAGAACUUUUAGCAGAAGACAUGAAGAUAGUGUGGAAGACUAGACCGUAGGAAGGUUGUGUUGAGAUACUGUGUUGUACUGUAGGGGCCACCUGAGGAAGACAAUGAGUUAUCACUUCAUAAUUAGUUGUAUCUGCACCACCUGUGAAGAACCCAUAAGUCACUCUGGCCUCUGAAACAACUUUGACUUCAAAGUUCUAGAACAUGGAUGAGGGUUCCAUCUGGCUGUCUGUUGUGGGUGUUGCUGGAAGCGAUGUUACAGCUAUUGUCUUUUUAAAACUUCGGGCUCUACUAUAGUUUAUUUCCUGUGCUGGUUUGGCCUUGCCUUGUCUACCUAGCUAACUUCUUAAAUUUCUGGAUUCCUACUCUAGGAAAAAAAAAAAAAAACUGUUCUUACUUCUCUGUAAUCUCUGUAGUGAGUGUUCAGACAUUUUACAUUAGAAAUAUUAUAUAUAAAUAUAUUGGAAAUGAUAAACUUUUAACUUUAAUUGAUGCUAAAUUGUACUAAUAAAAU
Messenger RNA from Hemibagrus wyckioides, 1800 nucleotides. RefSeq names its product collectin-12-like. Bases 247 to 654 code for a protein of 135 amino acids. The record is from RefSeq and is a predicted model, not a curated record. Lineage: Eukaryota; Metazoa; Chordata; Actinopteri; Siluriformes; Bagridae. The transcript is spliced from 4 exons.